This is a messenger RNA of Scomber scombrus (Atlantic mackerel), 855 nucleotides long. It is a transcript of the gene ch25hl2, whose product is annotated as cholesterol 25-hydroxylase like 2. Gene Ontology annotation, molecular function: C-4 methylsterol oxidase activity; iron ion binding; steroid hydroxylase activity. The transcript has a single exon. Bases 1 to 855 code for a protein of 284 amino acids. Gene Ontology annotation, biological process: cholesterol metabolic process; sterol biosynthetic process. NCBI's taxonomy places the organism in Eukaryota, Metazoa, Chordata, Actinopteri, Scombriformes, Scombridae. The record is from RefSeq and is a predicted model, not a curated record.
AUGAGCACAGGCCGGUUACUUAAAACUGAGGCUUUAUCCUGGAUGUCGGAUGGGAGCAACAUGACUGGGGGCCUGUCCCAGGGUUUGGUCCUGCAGCCUGCCUGGGACUACCUCCACCAGAACCACCACGACCUCCUAAGGAACCCUCUCUUCCCUGUGGUCCUGUCCGUCACCACCUACUUCUUCCUGGUGGGGGUCUACACCGUGUUGGACCUGCUGGCUCCUACCUGGCCCUGCAUCAACCGCUACAGGCUCCAUCACGACCGUCCUAUCACCUGGCCUAACAUCUGGACUACCCUGAGUGUCACCAUCUACAACCACCUGCUUUACAUCUUCCCUGCUGCAGUCGCCCAGUGGCUGUGGAGGCCUCCUACCCCGCUGCCUCGUGAAGCACCCACUCUCUGGAGCUUCUUCCUGGGCAUCCUGGGCUGCAUGGUGGUUUUUGACUUCCAGUAUUACCUCUGGCACCUGUUACACCACCGGGUUUCUUGGUUGUACCGCACUUUCCACGCCAUGCACCACCAGUACAAUCAACCUUUCAGCUUGGUCACCCAAUACUUAUCUGGCUGGGAGUUAUUCAGUGUUGGGUUUUGGGCUACAGUUGACCCCAUCCUGCUUCAGUGCCACUGCCUCACAACAUGGAGCUUCAUGGUCUUUAACGUCUACGUGUCCACCGAGGACCACUGUGGCUACGACUUCCCGUGGGCCAUGCAUAACCUUGUGCCCUUUGGCCUCUGGGGUGGCGCGCCCAAGCACGAUGCUCACCAUCAGCGGCCCGGCACUAACUUUGCCCCAUUCUUCUCUCACUGGGACUGGCUAGGAGGCAGCCACACUGUGCCAAAUCCGUCCAGCUAA